Molecule: messenger RNA, 1602 nt
Organism: Aspergillus luchuensis
Lineage: Eukaryota; Fungi; Ascomycota; Eurotiomycetes; Eurotiales; Aspergillaceae
Product: Zn(II)2Cys6 transcription factor domain-containing protein
Exons: 4
Coding region: 1-1602 (533 amino acids)
Biological process (GO): regulation of DNA-templated transcription
Molecular function (GO): zinc ion binding; DNA-binding transcription factor activity, RNA polymerase II-specific
Source: RefSeq, a predicted model, not a curated record
AUGGUCGGCGUGCCCGGUCAAUAUGGUGGGUGUGCGACAUGUCGCAGGAGGAAAAAAGGCUGCGACAGGAAGACCCCUUUUUGUACCCAGUGCGUUCAAGCUAGGCUCGUAUGCGAGGGCUACUCUCGCAACUAUUCGGUCUGGGUCAACUCGACAGACGGCGAGAAUCGCAAGUACACCAAGUGUACCGGCCGCGUACAAUCUUGUAGACGCGGGGCUCCAGAAAUCACCCUGCACGAGUCGCUGGCGAGAAGUACCAGAGAGGUUACUUACGUGGGUCUUUAUCUGGCAGCGUUCUUACCAAAUGGUCGCCUCUUCACCAAGGAGGCCGCGCAAAUAUCCUCUGCGGGGUGGCUAAGACACCUUGACAAAUUAUGUCGGUCUGAGAAAACUCUGCGCUUCAUUACCCUUGCUCACGGGCUGUCAAUGCUGGCUACGAGAGACAACGACAGCCAGCUGAAGUUCAAGGGCAUCCAGGCACACAGCAUAGCGCUGCAGGAAAUGCGCACAGCCCUGCGGGAUCCACAAAGGGCCUCGGGAGAUGGGAUCUUGGCCGCUAUUCGGCUGUUCCGCUUUUAUGAGAUUCUCUAUGGCGCCGAGUCCCGUGGUUCGGACAAAGAAAACCCUACCCUUCAGAUCAAGGGGUACUACGCCCAUACUGACGGUGAAAUGGCCUUGUUCAUGAACAGGGGCUGGCAGAAGGAUUGGAGCGAAGCUGGAAUGUACUUACUCGUAAGCGGCCGGAUUGUGUCAUUCAUUCUAGGCGUCGGACGAAGAAAGCGUUCGCCCUUCAGCGACAACAACUGGAUGUCAGCACCCUGGAAAUACAGAACAAAGUCCCUACUUGAUGGUCUGACUGACAUUCUGGUUCAAGUUCCGGGUUUACUGGAAGAGCUGGAUACCAUUAGAGCAUCUCCCAUUGCGGAGCGUAGUCUACGUGGCUGGGAAAACUUGCUUGGCGAAUGUAUCCGCAUCGAGCAAAUGUUACUUGCCUGGAAGGAAACCAUGGGAGACAAGCUGCAGACCUUUGAUUACUCUCAAUCGGGGAAUCCCCCCAAGAUGCCACAGGUGGACAGGGACUUUGCAUUGUUGCACAUGAGCUGUCUCUAUUGGAGCUGCUGUAUCCUCCUAUACACGACAAUCCAUAUGGCUGCGAAUGAGGCGCAUCAGGGUCCAAGCUUCACAUACUUCUUAACAAUUCCCUUUUCUUCUCCAGGAUGCCCCAACUACCGCAAUGAGCGGAACCCGACUUUGCACGCCCACAGGAUAAUUUACACCAUACCUUUAUCACAUGGGCCUUAUGCCGGAGGCUAUGGAGCACUGUGUUCAACGUUUCCGCUAGGCAUGGCGCUCCGUUAUCUCGCGGUGGCUCAUCUUUUCCCGCACGAGGGUGGUGACACCCAAGGCGUGCACAAACUCUCACAAGAACUAGUUUCACAACCGUUCAUGAAGGCGUAUACCGCACGUUUUGUUGGUCAUCUACACAAGGUCGACGUACCAGGGCAAUCUCUACAAGACAUAGCUGGAUGGUAUGGGGUAGAACUGAGGAUGAGGAGAUGGUGGUUUGGCCCUAUGCUUGACCACAACCUCGGUGCUAUAUAG